CUGAUGCUGAGGGAGAACCGGCGCGCGCGCAGAUGAUGGGCGUGUGAACGCGGGCCGGUGUUAGUCUUCACUGGACACCUUUGAUGAAAGGCUCAUGGGGUCUGAACGGGUGGAAAUGGGAAAACGACCGUCGCAGGAUGCUGGGAACGCCACCCAAGUGCACUGUACGCCCCCCAAAGCUCAGAUGACGGGAAAGCCGAACACGCAAACCAUGGACUGGCUCAAUGCUCCUCCGAACGCCUGCUGCUUCUGCUGGUGCUGCUGCUGUAGCUGCUCCUGUCUGACGGUACGCUCUGGCAAAGAGGAAAAGAUUCAGACGACGGUCGCAGACGAAGAAGAGGAUGCCCAACCAGAGCAGAAGCUUGAGCUCACACUAGAGGAGGUGCAGUCUUGGUCAGAAUCCUUUGAGAAGCUCAUCAAGAGCCCUGAAGGUCGCGCACACUUCCAACAGUUCCUGAAGUUUGAGUUUAGUGAAGAGAACAUGCUGUUCUGGCUCGCCUGCGAGGAGCUGAAGAAAGAGACCAACAGAACGACUGUAGAACAGACAGUGAAACGGAUAUAUGAGGAUUACGUCUCUGUACUGUCACCUAAAGAGGUGAGUCUGGACUCGCAGGCGCGUGAACUGAUCAGCAGUAAGAUGCAGGACCCCUCCUCGUGCACCUUUGACGAAGCGCAACUGCAGAUCCACACGCUCAUGCAGCGAGACUCCUACCCACGAUACAUAAACUCCAGCACCUACACGGACCUCUUAAAGAGCUUUCAACAGUCUGAUCAAUCCUAACACAAACAAAACAUCUACAACUCAAAAGCAAGCUUAAAGGAACCUUCCAGGUUAAACACAAAUAAAACACUACUACACAACAGUUGUCCUUUAGUUUAAAAAAUUCGAUGUUCGGGAAUUCACGAGCAAAGAAAUGACACAUUUUAACUUGCAUUCAACCUGGAAUGUUCCUUUCCUAACAAUUCCCUGAAACCUUUUAUAUGUAGGACAUUCAAACACAAGUUUUAGACUUUUUCAAAAGUUGUUGCAUUUUUCUUAGUUCAAGGGAUAGUUCAACCCAACAUGAGAAUUCUUUCAUCAUUUAAUCACUCUCAUGUCAUUCAAAACCUGCGUGACUUUAUUUCUUCUGAAAAACAUAAAUAUUUUGAUAUUUUGUCGAUAAGCUAAUUACAUUGACUUCCCUUGUAGGAACACAAAACAACAGAGACAUUUCUCAAAAUAUCUUCUUUUGUGCUCCACUGAAGAGUCACAUACAGGUUAACACCCACAGGAAGGUGAAUAAAUGAUGACAUUGUGAAUCCUUUCAGAUUCCUUUCUCGACUGAAGAUAUAUUCUGAUAUUUCUGCCUGUACUGUGGUCAUGCACUUAAGAUGGCAGCACCGUGACUGUGCCUUGCUUCACACGCUACAAUAGAAAAACUAAUACAGGUGUCACGAAACACUGAUCCUGUAAGUUAGUUUCGAUGUGAAACGAUAGAUGUCGCUUACAAGACACAUAUCAAACUAAUAAGACUGAAUUGAUUUCUGAACAAAUUAACUCUAUAGUAUAUCUUCUCUGUAUGACCUGCAUGCAUGUUUUUAAAUGCAGCUAUUGCAUUUGAUAGACGUGUGUAUACCGGAUAAUUGUACAAAUAGAUUGAAGUAUAAAUAAAGCACAAAUAAAUGAAACAAAAGGAUAAAUUAAUAAUGUUUAAGUAAAUGGGUUGUAUGUAUAACAUAGAUCUAAAGUGAGCUGAUGUUGCUUGAUAAUUCAGGAAUCUAAGU
Molecule: messenger RNA, 1764 nt
Organism: Triplophysa dalaica
Lineage: Eukaryota; Metazoa; Chordata; Actinopteri; Cypriniformes; Nemacheilidae
Product: regulator of G-protein signaling 20
Exons: 5
Coding region: 95-781 (228 amino acids)
Source: RefSeq, a predicted model, not a curated record